Molecule: messenger RNA, 455 nt
Organism: Amphimedon queenslandica
Lineage: Eukaryota; Metazoa; Porifera; Demospongiae; Haplosclerida; Niphatidae
Exons: 6
Coding region: 38-433 (131 amino acids)
Source: RefSeq, a predicted model, not a curated record
CCUAGAAUAGUAAACGUAAACCACGUGGUGCCAUAAAAUGAAUGAAGACUAUGAUGUUAAUGUAACUUUGAAUGGGAAACCUUCAGUGUUAGGAAUAAUUAGACUAACCAGAAAUAAUGUUGAAAUACAGUCAGGAGGAGGAGGAGGAGGAGGAGGGAGGGAUGGGCUUCAGUUGAUUAUUAGAUUAUCAAGAAUCAAAUCAAUUCAAAUACAUCAACCUAUAUUCAGUGCUAAUUACAUCGAUAUUGAAUACACCAGUGAUAAUGGCGAGAAUGCAAAAGCUAUUGUGGUAUUCAAUAGAGGAGGAGCCACUGAAUUUGCAAAAGCAUUCUUUAGAGCAACUGAAGGAGUGGUGACUGAUGACACAGGCCAUCAAACAGUUUCAGGAGCAGAGGAGAGAGACGUUAUAACGAAUGAGAAGAAGACAAAUUAGUUAUUUUAAAUACAUCAAAUAA